This is a messenger RNA of Lodderomyces margitis, 2388 nucleotides long. It is a transcript of the gene SET2, whose product is annotated as histone methyltransferase. The record is from RefSeq and is a predicted model, not a curated record. Lineage: Eukaryota; Fungi; Ascomycota; Pichiomycetes; Serinales; Debaryomycetaceae. Gene Ontology annotation, cellular component: chromosome; chromatin; nucleus. The transcript has a single exon. Gene Ontology annotation, biological process: regulation of DNA-templated transcription. Gene Ontology annotation, molecular function: protein binding; histone H3K36 methyltransferase activity. The coding region runs from base 1 to 2388 and encodes 795 amino acids.
AUGAAUGGAAAUACAAAGAAUAGCAACUAUGCCCCACCCUUGUUUCUCGAUGUCGAGGAUAAGACCGAGGAGGCGUUGACAAAGUUUCAGAGCUUGCAAAUUUCAACAUACCAACUGAAACUGAUUGCCGCACCGUCGAAUAAUAAGCAUCCCGAGUACAUGACAUGUGACUGUGAAGAAGAUUGGGACGGCGAGCAAGAAAUGAAUUUGGCGUGUGGUGAAGACUCCAACUGUAUAAAUAGACUCACUUCAGUUGAAUGUACUAACCGACAUUGCCUGUGUGGAGAUGAUUGUCAAAACCAACGAUUUCAGAAACGGCAAUAUGCCAAUGUAUCUGUUUUUCAAACAGAGCUCAAGGGGUAUGGAUUGAAGGCUAAUGCAGCCAUCUCUGAAGGACAGUUUAUUUAUGAAUACAUUGGAGAAGUUAUUGAUGAAGGAUCAUUUCGGAAACGGAUGGUUGAGUAUGACGUGAAAAACUACAAGCAUUUUUAUUUUAUGAUGUUGAAGCCCGAUGCAUUUAUCGAUGCCACUGAAAAGGGUUCACUUGCUCGGUUUGUUAACCAUUCAUGCAACCCAAAUGCAUUUGUCGACAAGUGGGUCGUUGGUGAUAAAUUACGUAUGGGAAUAUUUGCCAAGAGACGGAUUGCCAAAGGUGAGGAAAUUACAUUUGAUUAUAAUGUAGAUAGAUAUGGGGCUCAAUCACAGCCAUGUUAUUGUGGCGAGCCCAAUUGUAUUAAGUUUAUGGGUGGCAAAAAGCAAACUGAUGCCGCAUUACUAUUACCCGAGGGAAUUGCUGAGGCACUUGGCGUUACUUCAAGGGUGGAGAAGGCAUGGUUGAAGGAGAAUAAGCAUUUGCGCAGCGACCAACAGAAAGAUGACUCAACGAUCAAUGAAAUGUUUGUCCAGAGUUUGGAAGUCGAACCUAUGCAAGAUGCCGAUGCGUCUAAAGUCAUGGCGGCUUUGCUCAAGUCGCAGCAACUGCUGAUUAUUAGCAAGUUGAUUAUGAGAAUGCACAUGACAGAUGAUCCAGUCGUUAACUCUUUGAUGGUGAAAUUGCAUGGGUACAAGACAUUAUCAGGUGUUCUACAAAGUGCUGAAGAUGAAGUUUUGAUUAAAAUGAUUUUGGAGAUUUUAUCCAAGUGGCCAGCAAUGACCAAGAAUAAAAUCUCGUCAUCGCAAAUUGAAGAUGUUGUAAAGGAGAUUAAAGCUAAUUCAAGCAAUGAUGAUAUCAAACAACUAGCUUCAGACUUGUUAUCACAGUGGUCUGUUUUGGAAAUGGCGUAUCGUAUUCCUAAAAUGCCAACAUCUGACAAGUCAUUGAUGGAAUCAUAUGGGAGGGUUUCUAGAUCUCCCGAGCACCUGAAUGAUAAUACAUCUGGUGCUGCUGCGAAUUUUGAUCAAUUGGCAGAAAUUACAUCACAGCUGUAUUCAGCACCGGUAGGAUCAAUACCAGUGCCGUCAAUUUCAGAUCCUAAUUUUGGUUUACCUCCAAAUUGGCAAUCUCAAUUUGACCAAAACACUCAGAAAUAUUAUUAUUACAACGUAUUAACGCGAGAGACUACAUGGGACAAACCUGGUGUGACCAUACCUACGCGACCUAAACUUCCUACUGGACCCAGCAGCAUGAUUAAUCAACAACCACAUACGCCCCACCCAAACCAUCAGUACAAUUCACAACCACGCACUAACAACAACAAUAACAACAAUAGCAUUGAAGAGGAGAUUGCUAGACGUGAAGAAGAGAGGGAAAAACGAGAGAGGGAAGCACGGGCACAAGAGUUGGUGGAGAAGGAGCGUAAAUUGAGAGAAUUGAUUGAGCAAGCAAAGCCAGUCAGGGCCACCCCGGAGCCAGAUAAGAAAUCCAGACAUAAACACAUGCAUAGACAUGAGUUGAGAAAAUCUAAACCUGAAUUCGAUGGUGGUGAAGCUCGUGCUGGUAAAGAGCACAAACACAAACACUCAUCACAUCAUCACAAGAAAAAGAAGGAAAGUAAAGAGUCAUCGCUCGAGUCGCAAUGGAAACACGUCAUGGCUAAACAUGUGCCUAAUUUACUUAAAUCAUACGUUGACGAAAUAGGCAAAGAUAAUGUCAAAGGAUGUGCCAAGGAAAUUGUCAAUACUUUGGCUGCACGGGAAUCAAGCAGGGGGGCAGCACCAUCAUCGACUACGGAGUUGGAUAAACAUAAAUUGAAGAAGUUGAAGGAGUAUUCUGAUACUUAUAUGGCGAAAUUCUUGACUAAAUACCGCAGCAAGCAUUUGCACGGAAAGAGGAAAUUGUACGACGAUCAUGAUGAUUCAGCGGAGGUGGGGGUGAGUGAGACAGUUAGUCCGUCUACCAGUGAUACUCCCAAUGGUACAGGAGAAGACAAUAAGAAAAUCAAGAUUUGA